This is a messenger RNA of Alternaria viburni, 1143 nucleotides long. RefSeq lists its product as uncharacterized. The record is from RefSeq and is a predicted model, not a curated record. NCBI's taxonomy places the organism in Eukaryota, Fungi, Ascomycota, Dothideomycetes, Pleosporales, Pleosporaceae. The coding region runs from base 1 to 1143 and encodes 380 amino acids. The transcript is spliced from 2 exons.
AUGGACAGACUGUUAUGGCGAGCGAUACCUCCUGGCUUCGAUGGCCCAAUCAUUGACGAAUUCCCCGGUGAGCGGAUUGAGGCGGUUUAUCUUGUUAAAGCUUCGAACACCAAGCACUUUCGGCUCCUCUCACAAGCGGAGAUUGACCGGCUCAAACUAGUACACGAAGCAACCACAUCUCCUCGUGAAAUUGGAGAAAAAGGAAUGACACCCACCAUCUUUGGCCAAGCGGUACCCAAAGAUCGAUUUUUUGUCCUCGUAAAGAAACACCGAAAGCACGGGGUGUUCAUACCUGUGACAUCCCGAGAGUUGCAGGGGCUAGAAGGUCUUGAUGAGGCAGAACGAUAUGCUUACAUCGGUUUUCGAAAGGAAGGGGAGGUCUUUGACCGCAAUAAGCUUACUGAAAAAGACCCCCAGUACCUAGCUAAGUGGGAUCCGCUUAUGCUUGCCGAAGGGGACUUAGAUCCCUUCUCGUUUGCGAACCUCUCUUACCCAACGUCAUUGUAUUGGUCCAGCAACCUCCUGCGUGCAGGCUGCCUGACGAACCUCAGCACACAGCGGGUGCUUGAGCUGUUCGAAGAGAUGGACCAGGUCACUCCAGAACAAGAUCUUUCAUCUGAAAUGGAAGAGCUGAAGGAUCAAGAAAAUGCGUUUAUAUUCCAACUUCAUGAGUCCACUGCUAGCGGCGAAGAAGAUCCAGACCGGCCAAAAGGUACUGCAAAUGAGCAAAUCGCCGCGUACAGCGCACGACAUCGUGACGUCGAAUCUGUUUUGAAACCUCUGAAAGAAGUCGAAGAUAAGAUAUUCCAGGCCGUGGACGAUAGCACCAUCAACGCCGCCAAGGCAGAGAACAACGUGCGAAGAAAACGGUUCGAGUACCACAACGCGCUUCAAGCUGGUGACAUAGGUACACUGGCACUAGAGUUGUACCAAAAGGAGAUUGAAGAAGCCAAGAUCGAUCGUGACGAGAAGCAGAAGAUCAAGGAUGAUAUGGUGGCAUUAGCUGAGGAGAUGGAGCGGAAGCCCGAAUUGAGGCCUCGUAUCCCGGCUGGCGCGGAAAUCACGGAGGGGCGGAUGACUAUCAUUAAUGACGCUAUGCGAUCGCUUCAGGACCGUAUGGAUAGCAUUUCUAAGCAGAUGUAA